ACACUCUUUCUCGUCUGCAGUCAAACACUCUGAAUAUUUGUUGGGUCAGUCUGUCUCAAACAGGAAAUAAGUCAUCACAGCUCUCUGGUUCUCCAAUACAACUCUCAGUAAGAUAGCGAUUCAGGUGCAUUUGUUCUAAGCCUUCCAUAAUCCUGAAGUUCAGCUCUCUGGUUUUUUAAUUAUUUCUUUUUCAGUCUCAUAAUUUUCUAGUAUUUAAUUAGCUUUGCUUUAAUUGUUAUUCCUCCUAUUUCUAUCAUUUAUCUGUUUGCUGGAAACUAGAUUUUUUAUCGUUCAGCUUUUUCUGUUAUAUAUUUGCUUACCUAGAGUUACUUCUUUAAACCCCAAAAAAAAAAAAGCCUUUUUCCCCAUUUUAAUUAUCCAAAAAUUACUCUCCUGCAGUUACUUGUUUUCUGUAUUUUUCCCUUUUCUUCUCUGUUUCCUUAAAGCCUUUUGUCUCAUAUAUUCAGCUUUAAACCAAAAAUCACAAAAAAAUCCAAAAAAAAAAAAAAAGUCCGUUUUGUAUCUUAUUGUUAAAAAAAAAAAACCCUUGUCCUCAGUUAGGUUUUGGUCUUAUUUUUUCUCUUCUGUCUUGUUUUAAUUAUCCAAGAAUUAAUCCUUAAGUUCUCUGGUCGGUAGAUUUUGUUCAUUGAGAGUUUGUCAGUGGCUUUACUUCUUUAAACCAAAAAGAAGGAAAAGAUAAAAAGUAAAUUGCAAGAAAUACGUAAUGGCUGAACUGGCUACUGCUACUGCUGUUGUUUCCAAAGCAGCAGAGACAGUUACAGAGACAGUGUGUGAAUUCGGUUGUCGGCAGAUUAACUAUGUGUUUAAGUACCAGAGCUACAUGAAGAAGCUGAAGGAGCAAGUUAAGGACCUCGAAAUUAGAAGAGAAGAUGUGAAAGAAGAUGUAGAAAUGGCUGAAAGACAAGGUGAACAGAUUUAUAAUGAAGUUACCGAGUGGCUGAAGAGUGUGGAAGAGUUCAUGGAACGGAUAGCAAAGCUCAUUGAUGUUGAAGGUAAAGCAAAGAAGCGCUGUUUCAAAGGGUUGUGUCCUGAUUUGAUUAAACGUUACAAGCUCAGCAAAGAAGCAGAGGAGGUCGCGGAGGUGUGUGUCAAGGUCUUGGAAAAAGGAAAAUUCAGUAGAAUUUCACACCCGACCCUUCUACGGAGGACGGAAUCCAUAUUCGUUGGUAAGGAGUAUGAACACUUUGACUCUAGAGAGUCAAAUUUCCAGGAUCUUAUGGAUGCAUUGAAAGAUUCUACUGUUAAUAUGAUUGGCGUGCACGGGAUGGGUGGUGUGGGUAAAAGCACACUGGUCAAAAAAGUUGCUUGGAAAGCCAAGGAAGAUAAGAUAUUUGAUGAGGUGGUUAUUGCUGAGGUAACACAAACUCCAGAUCUUAAACAAAUUCAAGCCGAGAUUGCUGGUCAAUUGGGCAUGGUAUUUAAGGACCAGGAAAGUCUAUCUGGAAGAGCUGAUCAAUUACGCCACAGGUUAAAGAUUUCCAAAAGAAUCCUUGUAAUAGUAGAUAAUAUCUGGGAGAAGCUUGACCUGAAGAAGGUUGGAAUUCCUUUAAGCUAUGAUGAUAAAGGUAGCAUCCCGCAAGACAGGAUAGAAAGCAAUAAUGAGCAAGAGCGUUGUGCAAUAUUGUUAACAGCUAGAACAUUAGCUGUCUUAAAUAAAAUGAAUACUCAGAAGAAUAUAUCAGUUGAGCCUUUAGCCGGUGAUGAUGCAAGAAGUUUGUUUGGGAAAAUCGUUGGUGAUUUAUCAGAAAAAUGUGGUAUAGCAGCAGAAAUAGUAGAAAAAUGUGCGGGCUUACCACUUGCAAUUACAACAAUUGCAAAUGCUUUGAAAGGUAAAAGUAAUUAUGUCUGGAAGGAUGCCCUACAUCAGUUAAAAAGUUAUAAUCAUAGAUGCAUUCCAGAAAUGGAUAACACUUUAUACUCAACUAUUGAAUUGAGCUACAAAUUGUUGAACAGUGAAGAAGCCAAAUCGCUACUUCUACUUUGUGCUCUAGAUAAUGAUACCCAUGUCGCUAACUUCUUGUUUAGAGGUAUGGGGUUGGGUUUGUUUGAAAAUGUUUACUCAAUUAAUGAUGGAAGGAAUAGAAUAAAGUCGCUAAUUGAUUAUCUCGGAGAUUCGUGUUUGUUGUUGAAAGGUAACGAUAGAGAGAUGGUCAAAAUGCAUGAUGUCGUUCAUACUGUUGUUGUAUCAAUUGCCAAAGAGAAAUGUAUGUUUGAUAUUCGAGAUGUUGAGGGCAUUGAAGAGGUGUUGAUGAACAGAAUGUACAAAGAUUCGAUUGCAAUUUCUCUGUCCAUUAGAGACAUUCAUGAGCUUCCUGAAAGGGUAGAGUGUCCAAAACUAAAGUUGUUUACUUACUAUAUUAAAAAAGAUCUUUGUUUACAAAUCCCAGAUCAUUUUUUCGAAGGAAUGAAAGAACUCAGAGUACUAGAAUUGGGAGGAGUUCAUUUAUUGCCACCACCACCAUCAUUUGUUUGCCUAACAAACGUUAAAAGAUUGUAUCUCUGGAAUUGCUCUUUGGGAGAUAUAACAAUUUUGGGGGAACUAAGGAAAUUAGAGACUCUUGAAUUUCUAAGUUGUGAUUUUGAACAGUUGCCUGAAAGAUUUAAACAACUGACUGGACUUAAGUUAUUACAAUUGAGAGAUUGUCCAAAGCUUAAAGUAAUCCCACCAAAUGUGAUAGCCAGCUUGUAUCGAUUAGAAGAGCUCUAUAUAAAUAAUAGCUUUGAUCGAUGGGAAGUUGAAGGACAAAAUAAUGCUAGUCUUGCAGAGUUGAAGGAAUUGCCUCAAUUGAACACUUUAUGCAUACAUAUUCCGAAUGUGCAGAUCAUACAGCAAGACUUUAUUCCAGUGAACUUAGAAAAGUAUAAAGUACAUAUUGGAGAUGUAUGGGACUGGUCUUAUGAAUAUGAAACCUCGAGAACUUUGAGGCUAAAGUUCAAUGGAAGCAGUCAUAUGAGGUAUGGGAUCAAAAUUUUGAUGGAGAAAGCAAAAUAUCUCUAUCUAGAUCAGCUGGAUGGUGUUAAGGAUAUACUUUGGGAACUUGACAGAGAAGGUUUCCCAGAAUUAAAGCAUCUCUCUGUACGAAAUAGUUCUGAAAUUUUGUAUAUUGUCAACUCGAUGGAGUGCAUUCAUUCUGAUGAUGCCUUUCCAAUCUUAGAAUCAAUGUUUCUUAUUAAUCUAAGUCAUAUGGAGAAGAUAUGUUGUGGCCUAGAUAAUACAAUGUCUUUUAGCCAAUUAAGAAUACUAAAAGUAGCUGAUUGUGACAAGUUGAGGUAUCUCUUCUCAUCCUCCAUGGCCAAAAACAUACUGCUGCUACAAGAAAUUGAUGUGGCUAAUUGCAAGACGCUAAAGGAGAUUUUUGGUGAAGAAAGUGAAGACCAUGCUGAUGAAAACAAAAAGUUUCGUAAGAUUGAGUUUAAACAAUUACACUCCACGGUACUACAAGACCUACCGCAGUUCAUAAGUUUUGGCUUGGAGGUUGUGUUACCAAGAUUGGAGAACUUGAAACUGUCCUCAAUUAAAAUUGAGAACAUAUGGGUUAAUCUACUCCAACCAAUGUCUUCCUAUCUUCAGUGCUUAAAAAGCUUAACAGUGGAAGAGUGUAACGGUUUGAAGUUUCUGUUUUCAUCUUCUAUGGUCAAAAGUUUUGUGCAACUCCAAAAGCUUGUGAUAUGCAACUGUAAGUCAAUGGAAGCAGUAAUUUUUGAGUCAGAAGGAUUAGAAGGAGCAGAUAAGAUACUUCAAAUGAAUUUUCCUAAACUAUUCUACUUGAAGCUACAAGGGCUUCCAAAACUCACAAGAUUUGGUGUUGGAAAUCCAGUUCAACUCCCUUCCCUGAAUGAACUUCACAUUGAGAGUUGCUCUAGUUUAAAGACAUUCUUCCCCAAUUCUUUGAGUGUGGAAGUGAGCUUCGAGAACAUUCUUGCUACUAACAUAGAGCCCCUGUUUGACGAAAAGGCCGAUUUGCCAGGCCUGGAGAAGCUGAUACUCUUACACUUGGGUAAGUUGCAGUUGAUAUGGCACAACCAACUCCAUGGAGAUUCUUUUUGCAAAUUAAAAGAAGUGAGAGUUGAAUUCUGUGAAAAUUUGGUGACUAUCGUUCCAUCUAAUCAUACUCAAGAACUUCUUACCUUUCAGAAUUUAGAAACAUUAACUGUUGAGAACUGUUGGAAUAUAAAAAGUUUGUUUCCAGUUUCCAUAGCUACUAGCCUUUUGCAACUCAAAAAACUUGUGCUAUUCUCUUGCGGUUUGGAGGAAAUUGUUGCCAAGGGGGAAGUAGGUGGGGCACCUAGAUUUUUGUUUCCGCAAUUAACGAGGCUCAGACUUGAGAAUUUACCAGAGCUCAAACAUUUCUACAUGGGGUCCUUUACAGCAGAGUUGUCAAUGCUACAGGAAUUGUUUGUGUACCGAUGCAAGAAGUUCAAAGUCUAUGCUUUAGAUGUAGAGAGCCAACCUGCCCUAUGUUCAUUUGAAAAGGUCAUACCCAAUUUGGAAACAUUGGGUUUAAAUCCUGAUAACGUAACAUCCUUAUGUCUUGAUCGUAUUCCCGCUAGAAGCUUUUGGAAACUUAAAUUUCUUGGGUUGGGUUGCUUUGAUGAUGAUUCAAUCAGAUUUCAGUUUGAUCUCCUUCAAAAAUUGCACAAUUUGGAAGAACUUGGUCUAUAUGAUUGUACUUUCCAAGAACUACUCCCAUAUGAAGGAUAUACAAGGAAACAAAAUUUCCAGUUGGAAACAUUUCUCCAAAAUCUUCGAACUCUGAGUGUAUUGAGAUGUCAUUGUUUGACAUAUUUAAUGUCGUCCUCACUCAUCUGCUUCAAGAACAUUAAAAAUUUGGAAGUUAAUUGUUGUAAUGGACUAGUAAAUAUAUUGUCAUGCUCAGCGGCAACAACUCUUGUCCAUCUUGCAACAAUCUCAAUAAGACAAUGUGAAUUAGUGACAAAGUUUAUAGCAACUGAAGUAGAUACAACAAAAGAGGAGAUUGUUUUUAGUCAACUUAAAGUUCUAGAGCUUCAUUGUUUAAAAAGCCUCACAUGCUUCUGCUCUGCCAAUUACGCAUUCCGAUUCCCAUGCUUAGAACAAGUAAUUGUGAGUCAAUGCCCUAAUAUGAAGACUUUUUCUCAAGGAGGUUUAAGCACACCAAAAUUAAACAAGGUGCAACUAACAAAGAAGAUCAAGAUAGAGUCUUUUUGGAAGGAUGAUCUUAAUUCCACUAUCCAACAUAUGUUUACAAAUAUGGUCGGUUUCGACAACAUGGAGGAUCUGAAACUCUCCAAAUUCCCUGAAUUACAAGAGAAAAUUUGGAAAUCUGAAGUUCCAUACGGCUUAUUUUAUAAUUUAAAGUCGCUGGUUUUAGACACAUUUUUGGAAUCAUCAAGUGCAAUUCCAUUUCGUGUGUUAAGCGACUUAAAAAAUCUUGAAACACUGGAAGUAAGAAGUUGUGAUUUGCUGACACAAGUGUUUGAUACAGGAAGACCUCUAAAUGUUGAUGGACAUACUUCAAAGAGAGGUCAUCAAGAUGUUCCGAACUUGAACAAUUUGAAGUCUCUUAAAGUGCAUGAUUGUAAUGGAUUGAGAUAUAUAUUUACACUGUCCAUCAUCCUAGGCCUUGUUCAGCUUCAAGACAUAGAAGUCAAAAACUGUGAUUUGGUAGAAGAAAUCAUCAGGAAAGAAGGAGAAAAUGAAACAGAGAUUGAUAAAAUUGUUAUCCCCGACCUGAAGUCCAUUUGUCUUGAGUCAUUGCCAAACUUGACAAGAUUCUGUUCAGGAAUUAAUGGUUUGGCCUGUCCGUCGUUGAAAACUAUUAGAGUAGCCAGAUGUCCAGAGAUUGAGACAUUCGUUUUUGUUGAUAUGAUGCACCAAUCAGACCAUAUUGCACCUCUCUUCUGUGAAAAGGUUGCUUUUCCAAGAUUGGAGGAGAUGAUACUCUUACACUUGGGUAAGUUGCAGUUGAUAUGGCACAACCAACUCCAUGGAGAUUCUUUUUGCACAUUAAAAGAAGUGAGAAUUGAAUUCUGUGAAAAUUUGAUGACUAUUGUUCCACCUAAUAGUAGUCAAGGACCUCUUACCUUUCAGAAUCUAGAAAUAUUAACUGUUAAAAACUGUUGGAAUUUAAAAAGUCUGUUUCCAGUUUCCAUGGCUACUAGUUUUUUGCAACUCAAAACCCUUGAGCUAUUCUCUUGUGGUUUGGAGGUAAUUGUUGGUGAGCAGGAAGUGGGUGGGACCCCAAAAUUUUUGUUUCCUCAAUUAACGAGGCUCAAACUUGACAAUUUACCAGAGCUCAAACAUUUCUACAUGGGGUCCUAUACAACAGGGUGGCCAAUACUUACGGAAUUGCUUGUGUACGAUUGUAAGAAGAUACAAGUAUAUGCUUUGGAUGGAGAGAGCCAACCUGCACUAUUUUCGUUUGAAAAGGUUAUACCCAAUUUGAAAACAUUGGGUUUAAAUGCUGAUAACGUAACAUCCUUAUGUCACGAUCAUAUUCGAGCUAGGAGCUUUGGGAAACUUAAAUUUCUUGGACUGGAUAGCUUUGAUGAUUAUUCAGUAGAAUUUCAGUUUGACCUCCUUCAAAAAUUGCACAAUUUGGAAACACUUGGUCUAUAUGAUUGUACAUUCCAAGAACUACUCCCAUAUGAAGGAUAUGCAAAAAAACAAAGUUCCCAAAUGGAAACAUUUCUCCAAAAUCUUCAAACUUUGAGAGUAUGGAAAUGUCAUCAUUUGGCAUAUUUGAUGCCAUCCUCAGUCACCUGCUUCAAAAACAUUAAGAAUUUGAAAGUCUAUCGUUGUAAUGGAUUGAAAAAUAUAUUGUCAUGCUCAGCGGCAACAACUCUUGUCCAUCUUACAACAAUCUCAGUAAAAGAAUGUUUGUCAAUGACAAAGGUUAUAGCUACUGAGGUAGAUUCCAUGGAAGAGGAGAUUGUUCUUAGCCAGCUAAAAAAGUUGAAGCUUCAUUGUUUAAAUAGUCUCACAUGCUUCUGUUCUGCCAAUUAUGUAUUCCGAUUCCCAUCCUUAGAAAAAAUAAUUGUGACUCAAUGCCCCAAUAUGAAGACUUUUUCUCAAGGAGGUUUAAGCACACCAAAAUUAAACAAGGUGCAACCAACUAAGAAGAUCAAGGCAAAGCCUUUCUGGAAGGAUGACCUUAAUUCCACUAUCCAACAUAUGCAUACAAAUAUGGUCGGUUUCGGCGACAUGGAGGAUCUGAAACUCUCUGAAUUCCCUGAAUUAAGAGAGAAAAUUUGGAAAUCUGAAGUUCCAGACGACUUAUUUUAUAAUUUAAAGUCGCUGGUUUUGGACACAUUUUUGGAAUCAUCAAGUGCAAUUCCAUCUCGUGUGUUAAGCGACUUAAAAAAUCUUGAAACACUGGAAGUAAGAAAUUGUGAUUCACUGACACAAGUGUUUGAUACAGGAAGACCUCUAAAUGUUGAUGGACAUACUUUAAAGGGAAGUCAUCAAGAUGUUCUGAACUUGAACAAUUUGAAGUCUCUUAAAGUGCAUGAUUGUAAUGGAUUGAGAUAUAUAUUUACACCUUCCAUCAUCCUAGGCCUUGUUCAGCUCCAAGACAUAGAAGUCAAAAACUGUGUUUUGGUAGAAGAAAUCAUCAGGAAAGAAGGAGAAAAUGAAGCAGAGAUUGAUAAAAUUGUUAUCCCCCAACUGAAGUCCAUUAGUCUUGAGUCAUUGUUAAACUUGACAAGAUUCUGUUCAGGAAUUAAUGGUUUGGCUUGUCCGUCGUUGAAAACUAUUAGAUUAGCCAGAUGUCCAGAGAUUGAGACAUUCGUUUUUGCUGAUAUGAUGCACCAAGCAGACCCUAUUGUACCUCUCUUCUGUGAAAAGGUUGCUUUUCCAAGGUUGGAGGAGAUGAUACUCUUACACUUGGGUAAGUUGCAGUUGAUAUGGCACAACAAACUCCAUGGAGAUUCUUUUUGCAAAUUAAAAGAUAUGAGAGUUGAAUUCUGUGAAAAUUUGGUGACUAUUGUUCCAUCUGAUAGUACUCAAGGACUUCUUAACUUUCAGAGUUUAGAAACAUUAACCAUUGAGAACUGUUGGAAUAUAAAAAGUCUGUUACCAGUUUCUGUAGCUACUAGUCUUCUGCAACUAAAAAAAGUUACAGUAAACUCUUGUGGUCUGGAGGAAAUUGUUGCCAAGCAAGAAGUAGAUGGGACUCCAAGAUUUUUGUUUCCUCAAUUAACUAUGCUCAAACUAGAGAAUUUACCAGAGCUCAAACAUUUCUACUUGGGGUCACAUACAACAGAGUGGCCACUGCUAAAGGAGUUGUAUGUGUAUGAUUGUAACAAGAUCAAAGUAUAUACUUUGGAUGGAGAGAGCCCACCUGCCCUAUUUUCGUUUGAAAAGGUCCUACCCCUUUUGGAAUCACUGGGUUUAAAUGCGGAUAAUGUAAAAUCCAUAUUCGUGAAUUGUAUUCCAGCAAAUAGCUUUGGAAACCUUAAAUUUCUUCAUGUGGCUAGCAUUGAUGAUGAUUCAGCAGAAUUUCAGUUUGGUCUUCUUCAAAAAUUGCAGAAUCUGGAAUCACUGGAUGUAUGUAAUUGUACUUUCCAAGAACUACUCCCAUACGAAGGAUAUGCAAGGAAGCAAGAUUCCCAAGUGGAAACAUUUUUCCAAAAUCUUCAAACUCUAAGAGUAAAGAGUUGUCAUCGUUUGACAUAUUUGAUGUCAUCCUCAUACAUUUGGUUCAAAAGCAUAAAGCAUUUGGAAGUCUACAAUUGUAAUGGAUUGGCAAAAAUAUUAGCAUGCUCAAUAGCAAGAAUUUUUGUCCAAAUCACAACAAUCAAAAUUAGAGAAUGCGAGUUAAUGACAGAAGUUAUAGCAACUGAGUCUGAGAUAGAGACAACUGAAGAGGAGAUUAUUUUCAGUCAAUUGAAAACGUUGGAGCUUCAUUGUUUGAAAAGUAUCACAUGCUUUAGCUCUGCUAAUUUCGCUUUCCAAUUCCCAUGCUUAGAACAAGUGAUUGUGAGUCAAUGCCCCAAUUUGAAGAUUUUUUCUAAAGGAGGUUUAAGCACACCAAGACUAAAGAAGGUACAACUAACAGAGAAUAUUGAUGCAAAAUAUUUUUGGAAGGGUGACCUGAAUUCGACUAUCCAACACAUAUGUGGGACUUGUGUGUCUUAAACUUUUACUUGAAGGGCAUAACCGCAAUUCAAUAAAGUGGGGUUAAUAUGUCAUUCCCUGGUAGGGUAAAAAAUAGUCAUUAGGUGGCUUAGAUAUUUUACUGUCCUUGAGCAUAAAAAACCAGGGUUAUUUGAGUCGGCGGAAUUCGAUAUAUUGAGUGUGUGUCUCAAACGGUUUGAGGGUAAGUCUUUCUAGCUUUAAUGGCAGUCUUGUAAUAUUGCAAAUAAGUUAUGUGCAUUCUUGGUUAUGUGUUUUUUUAACAAAGAUAUAAAAGUAACGUUUUACACUA
Molecule: messenger RNA, 9428 nt
Organism: Mangifera indica (mango)
Lineage: Eukaryota; Viridiplantae; Streptophyta; Magnoliopsida; Sapindales; Anacardiaceae
Exons: 10
Coding region: 725-9139 (2804 amino acids)
Molecular function (GO): ADP binding
Source: RefSeq, a predicted model, not a curated record